CUACCUUGAAAAUCCUUGAAAAUCAGGGAAUAUCAGGGAAUUCAAAUAUGGUCAGGGAAAAUCAGGGAAAAUCAGGGAAUUUUACCACAAUCAGGGAAAAAUGAAAUUCGUUGGAUAUAAAAUAUAAAAGUUUUUAGCCUUCCAGGUUUUAUGUGUACAUUUACUUCAGUGUAUGUUGUUUGUUUUUGUCUGUGAAAAUGGCGCGAAAGUAGAAGUCUUUUACUUUCGUGCAGUUUUUGCCAACUCCGUGUUAAGCCGUUAUUUAUCAGAUACCAUCAUCUCGAGCACCAGUUUGACAAUUGUUGAAUGCAACUGACAGCUGAUAUAUUUGCGCUUUCCGAGCACAGCCAGUAAGAUAGGCGAUGUCACGGGGCUGUUUUUUCGACCAUUUGAAAGAUGUGUUUGCGUAAGAAGAAAUAGAACUGCAAGAAUUUAAGUUUGAAUUUCGUUCAACGGAAGCGACUGUUGGUGCUCGUAGGCAGAAACAGAACUGCAAAAAUUUAAGUUUGAAUUUCAUUUAAUGGAAGUGAUUGUUGAUGCUCGCUUUGUGUUAAAGUUGAGGUGGGUGAGCCAAUUUUAUAAUCGGUGAAUACAGUAAAAUAAUUUAUUCAUUAUUUUAGCAGAGAGGUACGAUAAAAUCAUAAGGUUGUCUGGCAUUCUUCCCCGACUAUCAACUGAAGCGAAGGAAAUCCAGUAGAACUUAGUUCGAAAUGGCAAGCAAAACCACGUUCCAAGGCGUUUGGUUGCAUGACCCGGAGUUUUCAUCAUGGUUGAAACGAAUUGACACUAAGCUAGGAUGCGCAUACUGUUCUGUAUGUUCCUGUGAAAUAGUUCUCAGCAACAUGGGCAAACAGGCUCUCAAAAGUCAUAUGAAAUCAAAGAAGCAUAGUCAACGAACCACAGCCGGAAAUAUUUUCAAAUAUCUAAUGAGUGAUUCACACCAAACGUUCGAACCAGGCACUUCCAAGAAUAUCGGAUUCAGUUGUGCUAGAAAUGAUCAUCCACCUGUGGAAUCAGUACCUACUGUUGCGAUUCCUUCAGUUUCCUCUGCGAGCAUUCUACCUCCUUCGAAAACUAUCGAUAAAUUCAUGCUGAAAAACGAUACCAUCAAAGCUGAGAUCCUGUGGUGUUUGGAAACAGUUAUGUGUCACAAAUCACUCCGCACAGCUGAAAAGGACAUGGUAGUAUUGAGAACAAUGUUUCAUGAUAGCCAGAUUGCUGAGAAGGUUCAACUAGGCCGUGAUAAAAUGAGCUACAUGAUGCUGUUUGGCAUUGCCCCCUAUUAUAAAUCUGAGCUCGAUAAAACUCUGCAUAAUACAAACUGCAUUGUCGUUGGUUUUGACGAGUCCUUAAAUAAGACUACAAAAAAGCAGCAAAUGGAUCUAAAUGUCAGAUUUUGGGAUGAAGAAAAGAAGGAGGUGGUAACUCGUUACAUGACCUCAAUGUUCUUGGGACGAUCUCGAGCAACAGAUUAA
Molecule: messenger RNA, 1475 nt
Organism: Toxorhynchites rutilus septentrionalis
Lineage: Eukaryota; Metazoa; Arthropoda; Insecta; Diptera; Culicidae
Exons: 2
Coding region: 711-1475 (254 amino acids)
Source: RefSeq, a predicted model, not a curated record